Messenger RNA from Helobdella robusta, 1356 nucleotides. RefSeq lists its product as hypothetical. Gene Ontology annotation, biological process: carnitine biosynthetic process. The coding region runs from base 1 to 1356 and encodes 451 amino acids. Gene Ontology annotation, molecular function: oxidoreductase activity. Gene Ontology annotation, cellular component: mitochondrion. The record is from RefSeq and is a predicted model, not a curated record. The transcript has 7 exons. NCBI's taxonomy places the organism in Eukaryota, Metazoa, Annelida, Clitellata, Rhynchobdellida, Glossiphoniidae.
AUGAGUUGUAGCAGCAUCGCUGAGAGGACUUGGUUAAGAGAGAACUGUGCGUGCGGGGAAUGUUUCGACGCUGUAAGGUCGCAGAGGAGAGUUUCGUUCUAUAGGUUAAAUGAUGAUUCUCUCACGAUAAAAGAAGUCAGUGAAACUUUAGAUGCAAAUUCAAGGAAGCAGAUCAACAUCACGUGGUCUGAUGGACACCAAUCUCACUUUGAUGCUGAUUGGAUGCAACUUCAAAGAAAUCAAAAGUCGAACUUUACUACACCAAAAAUUUUAUGGAACGCUGAAAAGAUACAAGGUUACUUGGCAGAAGAAGCAGUAACAUACGAGCAAGUGCAUUCGGAUAAGAACAUGAGCGUUAUAAAGAAAGUUUGCGAAAAUCUGCACAAGUACGGUUUCGUUGUUAUCAAGAACGUUCCAACAACUCAGAAACACAUGGAGGAAACGGUGGAAAAGAUUUCUGAAAUCCGCCCAACGAUUUAUGGGAAGAGUACCUUGAUAGGGAUCGAUCCCGACGACGAACUCCUCAGCGGGUAUCCCCUAAAUGGGGCCCUGAAAGACACUGCUUACGAUGACGAUGAUCUGCAAGUUCAUGUGGAUGGCACUUACUUCACUGAAACUCCUGCUUUCGUUGUAUUAUUCUGCUUGAAGGCAGCGAAGGUUGGUGGGGAAGCAGUUCUUGUCGAUAGCUUCCACGUGGCCAGCCAACUCAAAACGUCAUCACCAAAACUCUUUCAUUCUCUUGCCAACGACAUUGUUACGUUCAACUAUAUUGACGACCAACGUACAUACAUUGCAAAAGCUCCAACCAUUGCGGUUGAUCCAGUUUCAAAAGAGUUCCAAUGCGUCAGAUAUAACCACCUGGACAGAGGACCACAAAAAAUAUUUAUCACUAAUUCAACUGAAGAUCCCGCAGUGGCGACCAACGUCAUCAACGGAAAGCAUGUUCCUGGCCAGGACAAUUUCGACGAUACAGAAGAAGCGAGGUUUUACGAAGCGUUGUCAGAAUUUUCUAAAUUGACAGAGAAAGAAGAAAAUGAAUUGAUAUUAAAGUUGAAAGAAGGUGAGCUGAUUAUAGUGGAUAACUGGAGAUUGCUGCAUGGGAGGAAGGCCUAUGUACCACCGAGAAUUCAAUUGACGUCGAAAUUUGCAUAUCAGUGGUCGCAUGAUCCAAGAGAAGGCCCAUUGAAGCUGUGGUUCUUUGGCACAAUGAAUUUACGGCAUCUAACGGAGCAGAGGUAUCUGAGGAAACGUUAUAGGAUUGAACAAAGAAAAUGCCAGUCAUUUGUGAAGGCUAUGCUCCUGAAAACAUUUUCUAAGUCGUUGAUAGGGAGUACCACCGCAUAUUACACAAUUUAA